UUGACUUUGUCGUGCAACAAAAGACCAUUGGGGUUUUUCGAAACGGUGUGAAUACGUGCGUGUGUUUUGAAAAGAGUUUGUAAAACUAAAUUCCAAGUGCAGAAUUGCCUGUGUUGUACAAAAAACAAAGAAGAAUCAAUCAAUUGCCGGUAAACAGAAAAGCCAAUCGAGUUAUUCUCUUGAUUUUUAUGGUCUCUUUAGAAGACAGCAUCCUUUGUUGAGUGUUAAAGUGUGGUGUAGAAUUAUCCUUGGUCUUAUAUUGGCUGGUAGUUGCUAAAAAGAGUGCGUGCAAAUAGUGGAGAUUUACAGUUACAAGAAUCUCUUCGAAAUCCUUGAGAAAUUUCUCAAAUAUUGACUUCUAAACGGAUUUAAGACCUGCGCACUGCCUGCCCACUGAACUGAAAACAAGGUUGUGUGCGUGUGUGUGUGUGUUAUCAAACCACAAAUCUGGGGAAAAAGGACAGGACAAAAGGAUAUACCUUCAUCUCUGAAAUUUUCGGUACUGGCAGCAAUACGAAAAAUUAUUUUAAUAUCAAGAAAAUAACAUUGAUUUUGGCUGCAACCGCAAAACUAGUUUGAAACAGUUUGGCUCUAGCGAAAGCCAAAACGGGGCUAGGGAAAGCUCAUCAUCCAUUGCUACAAAGCCACAGGAAACAGUAACUCCCAUUUGACUACUUUUUGGCGCCGAAAACAAACUCAACCAGAGUUUGUUGUCCACAAAUUUACUAUCAGCGUCAGUUUCAAGCUACAUUGAGGCUCUAGUGCUGUUGUACUGUGCUCUGCUCUGCUACACAUCCUUGUGCGGUGUUUGUGGUCGAAGAUUUAACUCAUUUCCAAAAUGAAUCUCGUAAUAGCAUCCGUGCUGCUGUUGGCCAUGUUGGCCUUUCAGCCGACAUUGAUUUAUGGCUCAAAGAACUUGGCAUCGUCGUCAUCCGGCGGCAGAACUAGCUCCGCCACCAACAUUCACCAAAAUGGAAAUUCAGCUCGGAAACUGAAAUCUAGCAAAUACGGCAAAAGACACACGAAGACCGCCGCCGCCGCCACCCCCGAUAACGACGAGGCACAGCCAUUGUAUUCGCCCGCAUUAUCUGCCUCAUCCAAAUUGGUUUUGUCCCUCGAUUCGGGCGAUGUUCUAGUGCGUGCUGCCCGAGGUGCCGCAGUAGAUAAACAAAAUCCCACGACUGUUGCGACCGGUGUGGGCAAUGGUAAUGGCAAUGGUGGUAAACGUCAAAAAGGCGGCAGCAACAACAACAACAAUAAAAAACUAAAUAAAAAUUCGGGCACACGUGAAAAUGGCUCAACGCUUUCGGGUACUGGAGCCGGAGCUGGCUCCAAUGGUGGUGGACGCAAACAUUUGGAGAAGAAAUUUUCUGCCACCUCUGGCUUAUCCAAUGCUGGUGCCCCACAGCCCCUCAAUGGUGGCAACAAAGGAAAACAACGUCAAAUGUUAAAAUCACAAUCGCAUCAGGGCAAACGUUCUGGCAACAAAGCAAUUAGAGAUGAUGGCGAUACGUUGCCAGGUGGUGAAGGCGAGAAGACAUCCACCUGCCGUUAUUCAAAAAGUGUUUGGAGUGAAUGUGAUGCCAAAACUAAUACUCGUGUCCGCACAUUAAGUUUAAAAAAGGGUGAUGCCAGCUGUCAACAGACCAGAACUAUGGAAAAGAAAUGCAAAAAAUCUUGCCGCUAUGAAAAGGGUGCCUGGUCGGAAUGCCUUAAUGGUCAAAUGAGGCGCGAGGAUAAAUUGAAAGCAACAGGCGGCAGUGAGUCGCCGGCCAACUCCAGCUGUGAGCCAAUGCGUAGCAUAAGCAAAAAAUGUAAUCCCAAUAAUGGUGGAGCCGGCAGCAAGCAAGCCAAUGGAGGUGGCAAAAGGGAACGCAAAAAUAAGGACAAAGGUUCCCGCCGCAAUCAGAAGCAGCAUCAGGAGCAGCAACAGCAUUAACAACAUUCAUAAAUUAUAAAAUUAAACAAACAAAAACAAAAACAAAACAGAAGGUGAUUCCUUCCUCAUAAUUUUUCAUAUUUUAAUUUUUAGGCAUCAAAUCCCAUGUUUUGCAUCAAAUCCUUUGGAGCAGGAAGCAAUGCAAACCUCAUUAUUUUUUGGUUUAGCCAAAACCCUUGCUCUUUUUUUGUAUUUUUUGUACUAAGAAAAUAACCACAAAUAUCACUUAAGUCCUUUGGAAAUGUAUCAACCCUAAACACAAAAGGGCAAAAACGAUUAAAUAAUGAAUAAAUUACUAGGUUUAAGAGCUUUUUUUUGAUAGAAAGAUUUGUUUAAACUCCAUUUUGGUAUAUACUCGUAUUUACAUAAAAUCACAAUAACCAGAUUUUGUUUUAAGCCACUAACAAUUAUGAUUUACUUAAGUCGCCAGCUAAAAUGCAUAAUGGUGUAACAACAAAAAAAACAAAACAAAUAUCCCCAAAAAGGAAUGUUUCAUUUGAAUCCCUGUUUGUAUGUAUUGUAAUUGCAUAAUAUUAAUAUUAUAUAAGAAAAAAUAAUUUUAUAUGCGUGAAUUUUAAACGUGAAUAAAAAAAAAAGUCCCACAAAUAUUUUUCUGAAUUUUGUGUAAGAAAAUUUUGUAAACAUUUUAAUAAAGCAUUUGCAUUGUUUGAAAAUGAUUAUUUGGCCAUUAAA
Stomoxys calcitrans (stable fly) is the source of this 2632-nucleotide messenger RNA. RefSeq lists its product as uncharacterized. The transcript is spliced from 8 exons. Gene Ontology annotation, biological process: mesoderm morphogenesis. Bases 839 to 1939 code for a protein of 366 amino acids. Gene Ontology annotation, molecular function: heparin binding; growth factor activity. Gene Ontology annotation, cellular component: extracellular region. The record is from RefSeq and is a predicted model, not a curated record. Lineage: Eukaryota; Metazoa; Arthropoda; Insecta; Diptera; Muscidae.